Molecule: messenger RNA, 1155 nt
Organism: Talaromyces atroroseus
Lineage: Eukaryota; Fungi; Ascomycota; Eurotiomycetes; Eurotiales; Trichocomaceae
Exons: 5
Coding region: 1-1155 (384 amino acids)
Molecular function (GO): FAD binding
Source: RefSeq, a predicted model, not a curated record
AUGGCGGCCGAAACCCCUCUCCCUAUUCUCAUCGUUGGCGCUGGCAUCAGCGGCCUUUCCCUGGCCCAGUACCUGCGCAAGUCCGGCAUUCCUUUCCGGAUCUUCGAUCGAGAUGCCUCUAUCGCUUCUCGCACUGGUGGCUGGGGUCUCACCUUCCACUGGGGCCUGCCAGCCCUCGAGAAGCUUUUGCCUGAGGAGCUAUAUGCGCGUCUCGGAGAGUGCAACGUGAACCCUAGCGCUCAGGAUGCGGGCAAAUACCGAUUUCUGGAUCUCAAGACCGGAGAAUCCUUGCAUGCUGCCACGUUUCCCAAAACAGGCCGCUUGCGUGUAAUCCGGUCCAAGCUUCGAAAUCUACUAGCUACUGGGAUUGAUGUUGAGUGGUCCAAGAGAUACGUGGGACUGUCCACUAGCUCAGACGGCGUUACCAUCUCAUUUGAAGACGGUACAGUCGCCCAGGGCUGGCUGCUGGUAGCCAGCGAUGGCACCAACUCUCGCAUUCGACAAUAUCUGCAUCCAUCUGCAUUCGAGAAUAUACCGGUACCUGUCGAGCUUCUGGGCGUGACCGUCUCCUAUACCCCUGAGCAAGUGGCCGCCGCUUUAGCCAUUGAUCCGUAUUUUUUCCAGGGAACGCAUUCAGAUUCGAAUAUUUACUUGUUCUUUAGCUUCUUGAACUCCCCAUACAACGGGGGAAAUGACAGCGGCAACUAUAUCUGCCAGGUCAUCGUCUCGUGGGCCAAGAGCAAGGGGAUUAGCAUUCCUGAGGGCAAUGCGGACCGUAUUACUCUGAUCAAAAACAUUACGUCUGACUGGGCUGAGCAUCUACGCAGCCUUGUUGAGGUCAUCCCAGAAGACGCAGAAGCAACGGCGAUCCAGCUCGCCGAUUGGUUUCCGACUACGAAACGGGAGGAUGAACGCGUGGUCCUCAUGGGCGAUGCAGCCCACACCAUGACCAUGUUCCGUGGUGAGGGCGGUAACAAUGCCGUGACCGAUGCUUAUGACUUCGCUAAACGAGUUGGUCCCCUACUAGAAUCAACCUCUACUCACCAGGGCAUAGCACGGGAGAAGAUUAAACCGGCCUUGGAAGCGUACGACCAGGACGUAUUCAACCGAGGCCAGCCGGGUUACAGUCUACAGGGGUCUGCUAGUGCUUAUUAG